Fundulus heteroclitus (mummichog) is the source of this 3118-nucleotide messenger RNA. RefSeq names its product uridine-cytidine kinase-like 1. Gene Ontology annotation, cellular component: cytoplasm. Gene Ontology annotation, molecular function: ATP binding; kinase activity. The record is from RefSeq and is a predicted model, not a curated record. The coding region runs from base 46 to 1686 and encodes 546 amino acids. The transcript is spliced from 15 exons. NCBI's taxonomy places the organism in Eukaryota, Metazoa, Chordata, Actinopteri, Cyprinodontiformes, Fundulidae.
UGACGUCAUCACGCACUCAUUGUUUGGUUUCCCCGCCGAGCCGACAUGGCAGCGACGGUGAGCGACAGUAGACCAGGCGAGCAGCCGGCUGAAGGAGAGGAGGACGCGGACAGGUCGAUGCUGAGGGCCGACAGCGGGAGCGGAGACGACUCCAUGGACAGCCUCGCUAACCACGUUCCCUGCUGUCCCCUGACGCCGGCGUUGUCGCCACGAAAACGGACCACCAGCCAGUCCAAGACGGAGCCCCCCCUGCUGCGGACCAACAAGAGGACCAUCUACACUGCGGGCAGACCGCCGUGGUACAACGUCACCGGGACCACCUUCAAAGAGGCCUUCGUCAUUGGUCUGUGUGGAGGAAGUGCCUCAGGAAAAACCACAGUAGCCAAUAAGAUCAUUGAAGCGCUGGAUGUUCCCUGGGUGGUUCUGCUAUCGAUGGACUCCUUCUACAAGGUUCUGAAUAAAGAACAGCAGGAGCUUGCGGCUAAGAACGAGUACAACUUUGAUCACCCCGAUGCCUUCGACUUUGAGCUGCUGGUGUCCGUCCUCAGGAAGCUGAAGAAGGGGAAAAGCAUCAAGGUGCCGGUGUAUGACUUCACCACCCACAGCAGGCGCAAGGAAUGGAAAACAGUUUAUGGAGCCAACGUGGUCAUCUUUGAGGGCAUCUUGGCCUUUGCCAACAAGGAGCUCCUGAAGCUUCUGGACAUGAAGGUGUUUGUCGACACAGAUUCAGACAUCCGCCUGAUACGCAGGCUGAAGAGAGACGUCUCUCAGCGCGGACGCGACAUCAACGGCAUCAUCAAACAGUACAAUAAGUUUGUGAAGCCGGCGUUCGAGCAGUACAUCGAGCCAACGGUGCAAGUGGCCGACAUUGUGGUGCCCAGAGGCGGAGAAAACUUUGUAGCCUUAGAUUUGAUUGUUCAGCACGUCCACAGCCAGCUGGAGAAGAGGAAGCUUCGCUGGGAUAUGUCGGCCCUCGCCUCGGCUCAUCAGGGUCAGCCUUUACCCAAAACCCUCAGCGUGUUGGAGAGCACGCCUCAGGUCCGCGGCAUGCACACAAUCAUCAGGAACAAGGAGACGAACAGAGACGAGUUCAUCUUCUACUCCAAGAGAUUAAUGAGACUGCUGAUAGAACAUGCCCUCUCCUUCCUGCCUCUCAAGGCUGUCUCAGUGGAGACGCCCCAAGGCGCCACCUACGAGGGAAAGAGGCUGAGCGGUCAAAGAAUCACUGGCGUUUCUAUCCUGAGGGCCGGAGAGACCAUGGAGCAGGCCCUGACGGCCGUCUGUAAAGACAUCAGACUGGGAAAGAUCCUGAUUCAGACCAACCACGACACGGGAGAACCUGAGCUUCACUACCUUCGCCUGCCGAAGGAGAUCAGCGAAGACUACGUCAUCCUGAUGGACAGCACUGUCUCCACCGGAGCUGCUGCGCUCAUGGCUGUCAGAGUUCUGCUGGACCACGAUGUGGCCGAGGACAAGAUCUUCCUUCUCUCCCUGCUCAUGGCAGAGAUGGGCGUCCACUCGGUGGCCUACGCUUUCCCUAAAGUCCGCAUCAUCACCACCGCUGUGGAUAAGGAGGUCAACGACCAGUUCCACAUCAUUCCAGGAAUUGGUAACUUUGGGGAUCGUUACUUUGGUACAGACGCUCCCUCAGACGUUUGUGAAAGCGAUGAAGGGAUGGACUUCUGAGGAGGGAAUCGCUGUGAAACCUGCAGCUUAAAAAAAACGGCUUCCUCCUCAAUCUGCUCGACUCAACCAACCGAGGCGCUCUAAACUCGCUCCUGCUGGAUCCCGCAGAGCGAGCUUGAUGCGACGGGAAAUUUGCUUUACGUGCGUACGGUCGCAGCAGCGAUAAAAAGGGACCGGAGUGAAACGGUUCCUGUCCUGCAGGGUUACCGCUGGCUCUGAAUCAUUUCCGCACACUUAACGGCCCCGCCUGGUUUUUAAGAUUUUCUUUUAAAUCAUGUGAAAAAUCUCUCCAGCGAUGCUUUAAAGUUCCUUUUAUGUAUUUACUAAAGAGCCUUAAAAUUGGCAAUUAUCAGAAUAGUUUUGCACUUUUUGAGGCCACAUUGUAAAUAAAUUAAUUUAUUCUAAAUUCUGCAAAGAUCAAAUUACAUCUGUGCUCAGUUUUGAUUGGAUUUGACAACAGUCGGCGUUAAUCUAAUGUUUUGCACUAAGAUGUUGAUUGAAUGAAUACAAGGCAACGUUUUUAUCUGUGAAGAUAAACGUCUAAAUUUAAGAUAUUGGUGCAUUGCUGGCAGAGCGAUUAGAUGUCGUUAAGGCUGAAGCUUCCUGGAAGAAUCGGGGCACACAUUAAAUUGUUCUAAAUGUUUUUAUCUCAGGCAGCUUUCACCAAAAGGGACGCCGAUCAUAACUACUUGAAGACUAUUAUCUCACAAUAGAAUGAAAAGGUCAAAUAUUAAACAUUUUCUUUCUUACAUUGUUUUUUUUAUUUUACUCCACAAACGUUAAUAUCUUAAAAAUAUUUGCCUGAAAAGGCUUGAUUUUUUGUUUGUUUUUGUCUAACAAUCGAUCAGGUCUAUAUUUAAUGCCAUUUAUGGGAUACAGUGGGAGUUGAUCUGUCAGGCUCAGGCCGUGUUUGGAAAACUGGCCCUUAAAGGGACCUGUCCAUGCUGCUGUUUAGCCACGUUUUACAUAGUUAUUUAUUUAUCUCGUUUACAAGAUGCCACACAUCAUUCAUUUAUAUGAAUCAAGGGUUUGUUUUUGAAGGAAUAUAUUCAAUGCAGGUCAUUUUAAAAGAGCGUUCCUAAGUUUAAGGUCAGACCAUUCCUCUCUUAGUUGUACUCAUCUACAGAUUUAAUCCAUCUGUAACCGAGUAUAUGCAAACCUUCGAGUUCAUAACUUAGAAUAAAAUACAUUUUACUUGAAAUAAUUUUCAGCUGUGACUUGUUUGGACACUGCUUACCUCAUACUAUAAUGUGACUGAAAAACACUGCGACCAGUAUUCACCUUUGUUAUCCAAAAGGAUAAACCUGCUUUGGUAAUUGGUAUGGUUUUAUCUUAAACAUUUGUAUUCACGGUCAUAAAUAAAUAUUGACUCUGUCUCUGUAAUUGUCUCUUUGGUUAAACAAUGAAUAAAUACUAAAAAGUGAAAAAAGUA